Molecule: messenger RNA, 570 nt
Organism: Prunus dulcis (almond)
Lineage: Eukaryota; Viridiplantae; Streptophyta; Magnoliopsida; Rosales; Rosaceae
Product: KRR1 small subunit processome component-like
Exons: 6
Coding region: 1-570 (189 amino acids)
Cellular component (GO): nucleolus; small-subunit processome
Molecular function (GO): RNA binding
Source: RefSeq, a predicted model, not a curated record
AUGACAAACAAGGUCAACAUGGAGGAGAUAAUCGCCUACAACAUGAAGGCCAAGUCCUACUGCCCAUAUGAUUUGAGCGUUCUCCGAUCAGUAUUUCAUCACAUUCACUACAACCAAGGCUAUCAGUAUUUCAUCACAUUCACUACAACCAAGGCUAAGGACUCAUAUGCUAUUCUCGACUCUAGAUAUCUUCUUCGACUUUUGUCAGCAGGAGUUCCUCCACUUCGGGCAGUAAAAGUACUGAAUGGAAUGCCAUGCUACCUCGUCUACACUGGGUAUGUUUUCGAUGGAUUUUGCCAAAAAUUUGAUAUCAAGCGGGAUAAGUAUGUUUUCAGGAAAAAACUGCUCAUGAGUCUCCCGGUACAGGAACUUGAAAAACUGACAUGCUGUAACAUUUAUCUUUGCCCAGAGAAUGACAUGGUUGCCGUUAUGGGUCCAAUUCGAGGAAUGAAGCUAGUUAGAAAGAUUGUGGAAGACUGCAUUGUUCAUAAUAUGCCUCCGGCACCUCGUGUAAGGAGGCUUGCAAAUUACAUUCAAGCGAUUAAAGGUGUUGAGGGGUUGAGGUUAUGA